AUGUUUUCUCUAUUACGAUCAAGAAUAUUUUGUCAGAAUUGUUGGUCUAUUCCGCGUUCAAUAAAACUUUUUGAACAACAAACAAUAAAAAUAAAUCAUCGAACAUUGACAUUUUCUGCUUUACAUUUUCAACAACCACCGCCACCAUCACCACCUUCAAAUGAAUCAUCAAAAUUAUCUUCACUUAUGAAUGAAACUGAUAGUAAAACUCCAUUCAUAUUUUCUGAAACAUCAUCAAAACCAAAAUAUACAAAAGAACAAACGGAUGAUGAAAAACGUGAACGUGAUGCUAAAGCAGCAUGGGAUAUGAAAAUGUUAAGAUUUACAGGAUAUUUUCUUGGUAUAUGGUUAGUAUCUACAGUUGGUUAUGUUAUACUUGUUUGGGGUUCACCACAAAUUGAUCAAGAAGGAAAUGUUGUAAAUGAUCAAUAUUCACAUUUAUCAACAUGGCAACAAUAUAUAAGACGAUCAUUUCGAGGAAUUAUCGAUUAUUGGCAAACGAUUAAAGAUCCAACAAGUGAUAAACUUUUACCUGAACCAUUACCAGCACCAUAUCAACCAACAUAUACAUUAGUUAUUGAAAUGUCAGGUGUAUUAUUACAUCCUGAAUGGGCUUAUAAUACAGGAUGGAGAUAUAAGAAAAGACCAGGAUUAGAUUAUUUUAUAAAAGAAAUUGGUUAUCCAGUUUAUGAAGUUGUUAUUUAUACAAAAGAAACACCAUGGGGCGCAGCAUCAGUUAUUGAAAAUAUGGAUAGUGAACAUCGUAUAAUGUAUCGUUUGUUUCGUGAAAAUACACGUUUUAUUAAUGGAACUCAUGUUAAAGAUUUAGCAUGUCUUAAUCGUGAUUUGAAAAAAAUUAUUUUCUUAGAUUGGGAUGAAAAUACUUAUCAAUUACAACCUCGAAAUGCUUUACAUCGUUUGAAGAAAUGGGAUGGUAAUGAUGAUGAUAGACAAUUACUUCAUUUAGCUGCAUUUCUUCGAAUGAUUGCUGCAAGUGGUGUUGAAGAUGUACGUGAUGUAUUAGAUCAUUAUAAUCAGGAAUCAGAUCCAGUUGAAGCAUUUUUAAUUCGACAACAAAAAUUACUUGAAAUCGAAGAACAAAAACGACAGGCUGUAGCAGCUUCAAAUACACCUGUAAAACAAUCCAAAGGAUUAUUUGGUAGUUGGUCAAGUUCAAAACGAUUCUAA
Messenger RNA from Adineta steineri, 1188 nucleotides. The record is from the annotation of a GenBank genome assembly. NCBI's taxonomy places the organism in Eukaryota, Metazoa, Rotifera, Eurotatoria, Adinetida, Adinetidae.